AUGGCUACCACAACCAUCCCCGAGUACUCGCGAUGGAUAGUGACAGCAGCCACGAUCUUCAUGCUAUGGGCUGUCCUCAUGUCUCUGGUGAGGGUGUGGGCACGAUGGAGCAGAAACAUGGGGUCCGCGAUGCAUGAUGGCAUUUUCGCGGCGGCAUUUAUCUUUGCAAUGGCUGAAGACGUCUUGCUAUACCUGGCCAUAUCGAAAGGCUACGGUAAAAAGGCUGCCUCGGAUGUUUCGGACUACAGUGGCAGUGUUCUGAAGCUUCACUUCUCCUCGCAACUCCUGUAUGUGGCAUCCACCGGCCUAUCGAAAUGUUCGACAGCCGCUUUUAUCGGCAGUCUGACUCGGGACAAACGCCAGAAACGAGUCUCCUACCUCAUCACAGCAGUCAUGGCCGUCUGGACACUUGCAUCUGUCCUAGCCCUCGCCAGCCUCGGAGACGCCUUUGAGUAUAUGACGGAUGAUAUCCAAGCGGUUGCCACACAAUACCAGCGAUGGCUUGGUGUAGAAAUCUCAGGAGCCUUUCUGGAGAUUGUGUUGUGGGCUUACUCGAUUACAUUAGUCUGGGGCCUAAGCAUGCCGCUGGGCAGACGAUUGAAAGUCGUAGCCGUCUUCGGUGGUCGUCUUCUCCUCCUGCCCAUCGUCGCCGGCCGCCUCUACUUCCUUCAAACAGCCACCAAAGACCCCAAUCUCUACCUAGCAGAUAUCUUCACCCAAGGCAUCAUGAAUUUCGCACUCAUGGCCGAAUGCGCGCUCUGCCUCAAACCCUUCCUUCAAGCCUUCCACGACGAAUAUGGUCUAAGCACAGGCGUAGUUGGCCCAUACAGCUCCAAUCCCUCUCGCGACCCAUACGCCCAGCUCAGUAACAUCACCGACAGCCAGAUACGCAAUACCAAGGGCUCUGCCAAGACAAGAGUCACAGCGAUGAGAUCGCAAGAUGAGCGCGAUGUGAUCCAGGGGGACAAGAGACCUGGACAUCAGAGCAUCAAUUUCGCGCUCAGAGGUGAUACAGCCGGUCUUGGAGCGGACGCGAUAUGUACUGCUGAUCGAGACCGACGGAGCCAGGUUGUGCAUGAGGCCGAGGACGACGACGUGGAGUUGUUGCAGAUGCAUAAUGGGAUCCAACGGAGGACGACGGUCACUGUUCAGAGCGAAGCAGUGCCGGGUUCAUGA
This is a messenger RNA of Recurvomyces mirabilis, 1176 nucleotides long. RefSeq lists its product as uncharacterized. Bases 1 to 1176 code for a protein of 391 amino acids. The record is from RefSeq and is a predicted model, not a curated record. NCBI's taxonomy places the organism in Eukaryota, Fungi, Ascomycota, Dothideomycetes, Mycosphaerellales, Teratosphaeriaceae. The transcript is spliced from 4 exons.